CUGUGCAUAACCAGGGACUUUCUAUAAGGUAUGCUUGUAAUGUCAACCAUUCCUGAAUCAACAGUAAAUUGUACUUCUUAGGAAUUAAGUUUUUCAUUUAUCCUCGUUGGUUUUUCGACGAUAAUGUGAGCCUCGGGCCGACCAGUGACCAGCAAGUUGCAAGUAUCCUGAAUUCAGAACGUAGCAGAUACCUUUUUUUACGACCACCCCCGCCCUUUCUCUCUCUCUCUCUCUAAUGCUCACUACCGUUUAUUAUCUUUACUUCCAUGGGUAAUUGCAGUCAGAUGCUCAGUGAGAGAUAUAGAGCGCGAGGAAGCUUGUCUGACCUCCUCAAAGGGGGAUGGGAUGUCGCGCCAGAUGCACGAUACUGGCGGCGCUCUGUAGCGUGACAACGUAUCUCCAGCGGCAAUGGACUUAUAAUACCGUUAUCCCAGCCACCGCUACACCUUCAUGGCUGCGAGCUUCACUAUCCCAGCCUCCGCUACACCAUCUCUCAACCCCGCUACGCUCUCGCACACACACAUACACUCCCUCCUCCCUCAUUUUGCAUCGCGGCUCCAUGAGUUCGGUUUCCUUCCAACGUGUCGGUCUUACUCUUGAAAUUCAGUGUAACUAAUCUGAUACGUUUUCAGAUUGUGGAUGUGGUCAGGAUAUUCUGCAGACCGCCUUGCGUUGCAAAAUAUAGCCAUACAUUUCGUAUUGAACAAAAAUUUGCUUGGAAACUCGAAAAGGUAAUGUGAAAUGUAUUUUCGUGUUUACUCAAUCUCCUUAAAGCUGUGGUAGACUCUGGAAACUUCCGUGAAGUACACAAACAAGUUGUUGUGGAUUUUUUUUUUUUUUUUGUUAAUCAGUGCCAUUCUGAACUUCAUCUAUAAAUAUCCCAGUUGUAUAAACGGUGAAAAACAUGGAAAACAAACUGUUGGUGAAGACUGGAGGUCCACUACGGUGGUUCAGACGUGAUUUGGUGAUGAUGGUCAUCCUCUCCCUCGUCCCUACAACCUCCGCCACCUCCUCCUACAGUGUCGUCUCUACCCAGAAUGACCCACGUCACCUGCCCAUUUCCAACGUUAUGUCGGUGGAUGAAAAUUCUUUAUUAGAUCUCAAACAGGACUGGGACCAAUCUCAAAACUUCCAGGAAGAUGACUACCUCCUACAGGAAGACAAGUAUCCUUCUCGAGACUCCCAGGAAGGAGACAGCCUGGUGCAGGGGGAUGAAUAUCCUUCUCAAGACCCCCGGGAAAGCGAAUACUUCCCUCAGGAUGAGGAGGAUCCCUCUCAGGUCCUUCAGAAAGGAAACUACGUCAUGAAGAAUGAUGAACAUUCUCAGGACUCCCAAGAAGAGAAGGCCCUCUCUCAGGGCCCUCAGGACGAAGAUUUCUUCAGGCAGGAUGACGAAGACUUCCAUCUGGCAGCCAUAAUCUGGCCGGAAGAAGAGUACCCUACCAGCGACUUCGAAGAGGCACUUCGAGCCACGUUUACCUCAAAAGACGACAACGAAGCGCCCUUCGAGAAGCUAGUGGGAUUCCAACCUUCCAGUGACCUCGAAGACAUUCUUCUAGACUUGAUCACUUCGGGAGAUGCAGACGAGGCGUCUUCUGAGAGCCUAGAAGGAGACUUGGAAGCCACAGCUGCACCAGCAGACACCACCAACACGCAGCAACUGCUCAAGGAAGAUACAAUUUUGCAGUCAAUAAGAAGCAAAGUGCUUUAUUACCUAGAGCGCGAGGGACAGCACUUAGGUAGAGAGUACAACAACAUGAACCUGCCUUCCGUAGAGGUGGCCCUACUCUCCCUCGCCUUCCUCACUUUCGUUGUAUUCAUCGUUGACCUGGUCCAGGACCUGCUGACUGGCAGCAGCAGCAGCGGGCGCAAGCGUGCUGCUGACGACGCUGACGACAGCUUGGCUGAUCUGAUUGUGCUGACGCUGUCGUCGCUUGACACCGUCUCCUACGGCAGGGAACACCCGGACUGUGGCAGGAAGCUGCUGUGUCACCUCAACCGCUCUGGCUGGCACAGUGGAGUCCUCGGAACCGCCUCCAACUACUUCGUCAGCCUGGUGUUGACAGUGUUCUCGCCAGCCUCAGACUUCCAAAGGUACGUGGACGCCGCCGACUAUGGUCGCCAGAACGACGAGUGUGCUGACCGCUAUUCUUCCUGCCCGUCCGUCCUGGGUGACCUGCUGCCCUCUACCCCGUGAUCUGCUGCCCUCUACCCUGUGAUCUGCUGCCCUCUACCUCGUGACCUGCUGCCCUCUACCCCGUGAUCUGCUGCCCUCUACCCUGUGAUCUGCUGCCCUCUACCCUGUGAUCUGCUGCCCUCUACCCCGUGAUCUGCUGCCCUCUACCCUGUGAUCUGCUGCCCUCUACCUCGUGAUCUGCUGCCCUCUAUCCUGUGAUCUGCUGCCCUCUACCCCGUGAUCUGCUGCCCUCUACCCUGUGAUCUGCUGCCCUCUACCUCGUGAUCUGCUGCCCUCUACCCCGUGAUCUGCUGUCCCCCUGACCACCACUCCUGCCCGUCCGUCCUGGGUGACCUGCUGCAUUCCACCCCGUGACCUGACCCUUCUGACCACUACUCAUCCUUCCCCUUCAUCCAUGCAGCAACAGAGGUUGACACUCUCACUAAAACGGUAGUCGUUCUCACUACAAGAACGGCAGUCAUUCUCACUACAAGAACAGCAGUCGUUCUCACUACAAGAACGGCAGUCAUUCUCACUACAAGAACGGCAGUCGUUCUCAAUACAUCAACACCUAAGCGAUAUGACUAGACUAACCAUUACACUAGUCAUGCAUUUAACUAAACUAACUUCGAAUGACUGAUGGUUAGGUAUGCUUGUUAUUGACGUGUGUGACUCGCCUAGUUGUGAUUGCAGGGGUCGAGUUACAGCUCUUGGCCCCGUGUGUGUGUGCUUUGUAAUGUUUAUACUAAGUACGUGAAGAUAUUUACUUGCGUACGUUGAUGUACAUAUAUAUUUUAACAUAUUUAUAAGUAGUGUAAUUAUGUUUGCGUGUGUGUGUUGAUCUCACCAACUAACAGCAUCCUUGAUGCACAGUGUAACUCUGUAAUACACACUAAAUGUAAGGCCUUAGUACACGCCUGGUGUAAUACCACACAGGGUAUUCAUGAGUCACCUAGUGUGAUCCCUCAGUGUAAUCCUUCACUACCGCCUAGUGUGAUCCCUCAGUGUAUCCUUCAGUACCGCCUAGUGUAAUUCCUCAGUACCGCCUAGCGUCAUCCAUCUCUACCGCCUAGUGUGAUCCCUCAGUAUAAUGCCUCAGUAACGCCUAGUGUGAUCCCUCAGUAUAAUGCCUCAGUAACACCUAGUGUGAUCCCUCAGUAUAAUGCC
This is a messenger RNA of Cherax quadricarinatus, 3343 nucleotides long. RefSeq lists its product as uncharacterized. NCBI's taxonomy places the organism in Eukaryota, Metazoa, Arthropoda, Malacostraca, Decapoda, Parastacidae. The record is from RefSeq and is a predicted model, not a curated record.